AUGGAACCUGCAAUGGCAGUGAAUAUUCUUACAACCAUCAAAGACAAAGGACAUGAAGUGAAGACACUUGUAAUGGAUGAUGACACGAUGACUAUUUCCAAGUUUAGAAGUGAAGUGGAUAAAACUAUACAGAAGUGUAGUGACAAAAAUCACACCAUAAAGAACUUUACAAGUUCUCUUUAUGCCUUACAAAAAGAUAAAACACUUCAAAGGAAAUGUGAUGUAUCUUGGUGUAGAUAUCUUCAACAUCCUGAGACCUAUGUGCCACGGAACCUUCCUUAUGGAAAGUACUUGUCAAACCAGGAUCUAUUUGACAGACUGCUGCAAAUAUUUACAACAUAUGCAGAAAAAUCAGACAAAUUAUUAACAUUGGGAAGCACACAAAGCAAUGAAUCUUUCAAUGGACUAGUAUCAGUGAAGAACUCUAAGAACAGAUUUUAUUCAGGGUCAGAGAGCACAUCCCACAGAGUGGCAGCAGCUGUAUGUCAAAAGAAUUUAGGAGAAGAGUAUUUACUUCAGACACAUGAGGAACUUUCAUUGUCCCCAGGCCGACAGACAGAAAGACAUGUCAGCAUACAGAAAAAAAGAAAGGAGAGGGAAGAUAGUUUGAGGAGGACUGUGGCACAUAAGAGAAGAAGAAAUGAGCUAAAACAUAGUAGCCAAAAUAAAACAACCACAACAGAAAUGCGUGAGGGAUUGAGUUAUAAGACCGCGGUUGACCUUGCUGGUUACUCAUCAGAGUCUACAGAAGAAAUACCCUCUCCCAUGCAGCCAGUAGAACAGACACCACUACCAACAGCGUGUUACACCCAUGUAUACUUUGACUUAGAAACAACUGGACUUGGUCUGGCAGAAAUAACCCAAAUAGAAGCUGUGCAUAACAGGGAGGAGUUUUCCAUAUAUGUUGAACCGAAGGUACCCAUCAGUUUAGCAGCAACAAAAGUGACUGGCAUAACAUAUGAUGGAACUACUAUGUUCAAGAAUGGAAAACCAGUACCAUGUUAUCCACUGGAACAUGCACUGUCUAAAUUCCAGGUAUUUCUUCAGAAGUUCAAUAAUCCUGUUUUGUUUGCUCACAAUUGUCAACAGUUUGACAGUGUUGUACUGUGCCAUGCUAUGCAGAGUGUGCCAAAUUUGAAAUUGGAAGAAAGUUUUUGUGGUUUCUGUGACACUCUUCACUUGAUGAAAGGAAUUUUGCCACUUCAGAAAAGCUAUUCUCAGGAAGCACUUGUUGAUGUUAUUUUGAAUGAGAAAUAUUCAGCACAUGAUGCUCUUGAAGACUGGCAGAAAACCCUUAGACAAGAAAAUUUCAUCUCUCUUCAGCCACUCGUCAGAGGUAAAUGUAUUUCAGAAAACAUGGCUAAGAAAAUUGCAAAUUCAGGACUUUGUCUGCAUCAUUUGAAAUUAGCAUUUCAUAGAGAUAGUCAUGAUGGAAUAAGAAUUCUCUUUUCUGAGAAAACAAAUGGGAAAGCAAGAGUCACAAACAGGACCAAAAUAAUCUCAUCUGUAUCUCAGUUCCUUCAAGAUCAGUUUAGUGUUCCUAAAUCAUGA
Molecule: messenger RNA, 1551 nt
Organism: Saccostrea echinata
Lineage: Eukaryota; Metazoa; Mollusca; Bivalvia; Ostreida; Ostreidae
Exons: 5
Coding region: 1-1551 (516 amino acids)
Biological process (GO): DNA catabolic process
Cellular component (GO): cytoplasm
Molecular function (GO): nucleic acid binding; 3'-5'-DNA exonuclease activity
Source: RefSeq, a predicted model, not a curated record